Molecule: messenger RNA, 7422 nt
Organism: Dromiciops gliroides (monito del monte)
Lineage: Eukaryota; Metazoa; Chordata; Mammalia; Microbiotheria; Microbiotheriidae
Gene: DSTYK
Product: dual serine/threonine and tyrosine protein kinase
Exons: 13
Coding region: 93-2942 (949 amino acids)
Biological process (GO): protein phosphorylation
Molecular function (GO): protein kinase activity; ATP binding
Source: RefSeq, a predicted model, not a curated record
UCUCCACAUUGGGGGGCGGGCAGAAGGGAGGCGGGAGGCCGGGCGGGCCGGCGGCCUGGGGCCGAGCCGCGAAGUUGGAGUGGUCGGAGCUGAUGGAGGGCGGCGGCGGCGGCGGCGGCGGCAGCGGGGGUGGGACGGCCCCGCGCGGGAGCGGCCCAGCCUCGGGUCCCGGCCCCGGCUCCGGCGGUGGCAUCGGGCUGGCUCGGGAGCUGGGCCGGGCCUUCGCCCACCACCGUCUCUACCUGAAGCGGCUGCAGCAGAACUUGAGCGAGACCCAGAAGUUCUUUCGCGACAUCCAGUGCUCCUACGACUGCAGCUUCCCCACCUUGUCCCCAGCCCCGGGCGGCGGCGGCCCCGACCAGGGGCCGGCGGCCGACGGCGAUGUCUCCGAGGCCGUCCUGCAUGCGGGACACCUGAGCUGCAUUUCCUUCCCACCCCGUGAAGAAGAGUACCUCCAGUUGAUGGUGAACUGCCUUCCCUGUAUCUUCAUCCUGGGCCAGGACUGUAAUACAAAGUGUCAGCUGCUGAACCUGUUACUGGGGGAGCGGAUACUUCCCACCACCAAGCGGGGCAGUGAAGACAGCUGUAAGCGUCGGCGCCUCCACUUCGCUAAUGGGAAUCAGACUCGGGUCAGUCUGGCGCUGCCCGGCCAUUAUGAACUAGUGCACACUCUGGCCUCCCACCAGGGCAAGUGGGAGACCAUUCCUGAGGAGGACCUGGAGGUCCAUGAGGACAGUGAGGACCCUGCCCACAUCUUGGCAGAAUUGGAGGUGACAAUGCACCAUGUUUUAUUACAGGAAGUAGACAUUGUGGUCGUGCCGUGCCGAGGGUUCCAGCCCCCAGUGGACACUCUAGGUGAGUUAGUGAAUGGUGUCCUGCCUGUGGUGAUUUUUGCCAUCAGCAAGGAUGAACUCUCAGAAGGAGAUGAGGAAGACCUGAGAGAUAUACGGGAACGGCUUUCUUUACCUAUAUUCUUUUUCAAAGUGCCGAAGCUGGGCUCUGAGCUGAUUUCCCCCAAGUCUUCCCCCAAGAAAAGAGUGGAGACUGAAAGAUCACCACUUCAUCGACAGCUAGUUGAUCUGAACUACCUGAAUGAUAGUCACUAUAACUGUGGGACUCCUGGCCUAAAUGCCAAAGCUCAGAGCAUGUUGGUGGAACAGAGUGAUAAGUUGAGACAAUUGAACACAUUCACUCAUCAGGUGCUACAAACGCACCUUGUAGAUGCAGCUACUGUUCUGAACCUGGUACACUGCCAGUGUCUAGAUAUCUUUAUCAACCAGGCCUUUGACAUGCAACGGGACCUGCAGAUCACUCCCAAGCGUCUCGAGUACACUCGAAAGAAGGAAAAUGAGUUGUAUGAAUCACUAAUGAACAUUGCCAACCGCAAGCAGGAGGAGAUGAAGGAUAUGAUUGUGGAGACUCUCAAUAUCAUGAAGGAAGAACUUCUGGAAGAUGCUGCCAACAUGGAGUUCAAAGAUGUCAUCAUACCCGAGAAUGGAGAGCCAGUGGGCACCAGAGAGAUCAAAUGCUGCAUUCGUCAGAUCCAGGAACUCAUCAUCUCUCAGCUUAACCAGGCUGUGGCCAAUAAACUGAUCAGCUCAGUGGACUAUCUCCGGGAGAGCUUUGUGGGAACCCUAGAACGGUGUCUGCAGAGCCUGGAAAAGUCCCAAGAUGUUUCAGUCCACAUCACUAGUAACUAUCUCAAACAGAUCUUAAAUGCUGCCUAUCAUGUUGAAGUUACAUUUCACUCAGGGUCAACGGUAACCAGGAUGCUGUGGGAGCAGAUCAAACAGAUAAUCCAGCGAAUCACAUGGGUAAGUCCACCUGCUGUUACUCCGGAAUGGAAGAGGAAGGUGGCCCAGGAUGCCAUUGAGAGUCUCAGUGCCUCCAAGCUGGCCAAGAGCAUUUGCAGUCAGUUUCGGACCCGGCUUAAUAGCUCCCAUGAGGCAUUUGCAGCCUCCCUGCGGCAGUUGGAAGUUGGUCAUUCAGGCCGGCUAGAGAAAACUGAAGACCUGUGGCUAAAGGUUCGGAAAGAUCAUGCCCCACGCUUGGCCCGCCUUUCCUUGGAGAGCCGCUCCCUGCAGGAUGUCUUGUUGCAUCGUAAACCUAAACUGGGCCAGGAGCUAGGCCGGGGACAGUAUGGUGUGGUGUACCUAUGUGACAACUGGGGAGGCCAUUUCCCCUGUGCCCUGAAGUCCGUCGUCCCUCCGGAUGAGAAGCACUGGAAUGAUUUGGCAUUGGAGUUUCACUACAUGAGGUCUCUGCCCAAGCAUGAGCGUCUGGUGGAUCUUCACGGUUCCGUCAUCGACUACAACUACGGCGGUGGCUCCAGUAUUGCGGUGCUGCUCAUCAUGGAGCGGCUACACCGGGACCUAUACACAGGGCUGAAGGCUGGGCUGAUUCUGAAGCUGCGCCUGCAGAUAGCCCUGGACGUAGUGGAGGGAAUCCGCUUUCUGCAUAGCCAGGGGCUUGUCCACCGUGACAUCAAAUUAAAAAAUGUUCUGCUUGACAAGCAGAACCGAGCCAAGAUCACCGACCUGGGUUUUUGCAAGCCUGAGGCCAUGAUGUCUGGUAGCAUCGUGGGUACCCCAAUCCAUAUGGCCCCAGAGCUCUUCACAGGGAAGUAUGACAAUUCCGUGGAUGUCUAUGCUUUUGGGAUCCUCUUCUGGUAUAUCUGCUCAGGCUCCGUAAAGCUCCCUGAAGCAUUCGAAAGAUGUGCCAGCAAGGACCACCUCUGGAACAAUGUGCGAAGAGGAACCCGUCCAGAGCGACUCCCAGUGUUUGAUGAGGAAUGCUGGCAGCUGAUGGAAGCCUGUUGGGAUGGUGAUCCCUCCCGGCGGCCUCUUCUUGGCAUUGUUCAACCCAUGCUCCAGGGUAUCAUGGACCGGAUGUGCACUUCAAACUUGGAGCAACCAAGCAGAGGACUGGAUGAUUCUACUUGAAGGCCCUUUCUCUGUCUCAUUCUCCUGCCCUCUCUCUUCCUCUUCCUUUUGUUUUUAAACUCCCUGGUCAUAGGAAGAACUUGACAUUGUAUACAUCAUAGGAAGCACCUGAGGGAACUGUUUUUGGCUGUGUAACUUGAGACAACUUCAAACUUUGGGGACUUUAGUCAGCUGUGAGAAGUUGGAUUGUUGUCCCAGCAUGUUUGUCCAUUUUGUAUUCACCAAUGAUCCAAGCUGUCUCUUUGAGAAAAAGACAGUCUAGGUCACAGAGAAAAGCCAAGGAAUGGGAGAUUAGGCCUUUGGAGCCAGAGCAUGUCCCAUCUUUUCUAAGAUGCAUAAAUUUUUCCAAAGUACUGGAUGGGGUACUAUGAUGUCAGUACAUCAUCUGGCUGACUUUUGCUCUGUCAGGGCUUAAUUAGUUUGGUUCCAUCCAGUGGUCAGGAUAGAAUCACAGAAAUGUCAAGUACUUAGAUGAUGGAAUUUAGGGAGAGGAAAGGUGGCCACAGGGAGAAGAGAACUCUGUAGAGAUGUGUCUGGUUCCUGCUGACUGUAACCAGAGCUGAAGCCUCGAGUUUGUGUGGCUGUAAAUAAAGUCAGCGGUGCUCUUUGCAUUGCCAGAUAUGUUUACAUUUGGGGAGGAGGUUUUACCGUUACACCACUUUAGUUUCCCCAAAGACUCCAUUGAGAGAAUUGUUAGGGGUUCCUAUUACUGUUAACCGCAGAGCCUGCAGACGAGCUUUUGUUCUACUGGGUUUGAGGCUAGCUUCAGAUAAUAGUGAUACUCGGGGGUGGGUUGGGGAGGGGGUAUCUGGGUAAAUCUAACCCAGUUUAAAAUGUUUGGGUGAGACCCAAGAAAUAAGAAACACCCUGGAGGUCAUUGACUCUUAUGGGGGUUACUUGUGUUUAGACCUCCUGUAAAGAUAACUAGUUUGUGUUUUACAUGUUUGAAAAACAAAUAUUUCUCUUUAUUUUUUGAACCUAACACACUGACAUUUUAAAAUCUUGUUUACUGUCAAAGAUGUUUUAGCCAAGCUUUCUUCUACUGCUUGUUCUCUUUCUCUCUUUUAAAUAUCAUUUGCUAGAAGACAAAAUAGCAGAUGAGGAAAAAAAAAGAGCACUGUAGCAGGUCCUUAAGCGUGCACAAUUACUGCAUAUAUAUAUUUCUGGGAGGGUCAACCCCCCCCCCUUUUUUUUUUUUUGCAGUUAGCAAUGGAACAUAGAAAUGUCCAUGGGGAGUUUUCAUACAGAGAAGGGGAAGGGGAAGAGAUCCGGUUCUGGUAUGUGAAGGACCCGAUGUAACCUCAGUCCUACUUAAGUCUUGGCUUCAAGCUCUUCUGGACCCCAGGGUAUCAGCUACCCAACUCUUUUUUCAAUAAGAAGAGUAAGGAGAGGACAGAAUGGACAGGAUUGGUUGGCUGGGAUGGAUAAAAAGCUCCUGCCUGUCACUCAGUCCCUGUGUCCCAACAGCUGUAAGCUGUUUUGCUGUUUUGUUCCUAAAAUGUCUGGAACACUUUGCAACCAGAAUCCUUCUGGUUGGAAGUGCAAAAUUAAUGGUGCCUUUGUUGCUGGAAUUUUCUAGAUAGAAAGAUUGGCUUGCCUAUUAACAUAUAGCAAAAGGAGAGUGCUAGGACCUAGAGUUUAAAGCCUGAUGGACUCUUUAGCUGUCUUGAGCAGGGGCUGCAGUGCCUCACACCUCGAAAGUUCCUAUUAUAAUCAAGAACUUUCAGUUGCAAUUGAAGACAUAGUCAACUAUGUAUCUUUGAGUCCAUAGGCAUCACACUUCUUGUAGUGAACCAUCUAGUGCAGCUCUUCCUAGUUUAAGAAAAUGACUUGGAACCUCAGCAUCUACUGUUUACUCCACGCUAUUAUAUUCUUACCAGUAUUAACUAGUUUUCCUUUUGGGUUCUGUAGGUACCAGCAAAUUUGUGGUAUAGGGAACCUAAGUCUCCAGUUAGGGAAGGUGAGGGUUUGUAUUUAGUAUCUUGGAAAGUAGAGAAUGCACAGAAAAAAGUAACAGCACAGACAUCUGUUCUCUGUGGACUUUUGAAAGUCUUGUACAGUUUCUGCCUUGUAACUAUGUCCCCUUACAUUUUAAUCAGUCAUAAUUAGAAGUGGGUUUAAAAAAUAAAUGUCUAGACUGAGUUUAGCACUCACAACACAGACACCCACAGCCUCUGAAGUCCUUAGCUCAUGGCUACAUUCACACACAUCAGUAUACUCCUCCCCCAUAUACCAGAUUUUUUUGUUCAAUCCAAUCUCUGUUGGCUUGGUCUCUUAAUGUUUCUUUUCUAGUACACGCCUCUGUGUGUGUGUGUGUGUGUGAGUAUAUGAAUGAAUAUGUAUAUAUCCAAACAUAUAUGGUAUAUAUCUACAUACCUGCAAAUAUAUACACAUGUACAUACAUAUAUGUAUACUUCCCCCCCACACCAGGAGCUAGAGUGAAAUUAAGGACAGAACAAAUAUGAGAAAAGCAAGGUGUGCAGUGUCCAGGCUAGCCAGAGUCAUGGAUGUCUGGAGGAUUACUUAAAACACUCAGCCAGUUUACUACAGGAAUGACUAUGUUUGCUUUUGAUUUUAUAUUGUCUGCUGUGUUUCCUCACCUUCUGACAUCACAUUAUUGUUGAGGUGAACAAACGUCAUAAAUUGUACUAUACUGUAUACUUUGGGAGACACUAGGUUGUUCAGUGAUAUCUCUUCCCUAAUGCAAUGGCCAUUCAAGUCUAAAUGAUGCUAUUUUGGCAGGUGUUGUGAAGACUGUAUCUGGGGUUACACACAUGCCCAGCCUAGGGAGGACAGUUGUGGUUGGGGGAGGGAGGGAAGAGGAACUCAUGGAGAAUUUAUCCUUUUCUGUACUGUCUUCUAAAUAAAGUGGCAAAGCUAGUUAGCUUCAGCCUGGAACACUUGCCUGACAUUAAAUAAUCAAGUCUUUCUUCUAAGUCAGUCGAAAGUAAGGAAUACUAAGAGGUUGGCCAUCUCAGCCUGUAACCUUGCCGAUUCCCAGCAGCACGUUCAGACUACUGAUAGCUGAAGAAUGCUUAUAGAAGGAGUUACACAGGAAUUUCUUUGCUCUCUUGCUCAUAGUACAGAGCAGCCUCUUUUCCUCAGUAAACCGUUCUAGUUCUCUGGAUGCCAGCCUUGUUAGGAAGGUGCCGGCUGUUGAGAGACCUUCCAAAGAUGGAGUCAUUUUCUAAAGCAUUAUCUUCUAGAGGACCAAGUGUUGUUCCCAAAUUAUUUUAAAUUUCAGAACCAUAAAUCUGUGAUGAAUGGGAAUGAGAAUGCCAGACCUAGAAGUUAGAUGAGCCAGAGCUAUUGGCUAGAGUAUUCUGUUCUUUACUACAUUUUAACAUCUUUGAAUGGGUCACCAGAGACCAAAUGGAUCUUACUGCAGCUUUUAGAAAGGCUUUGUGGUAAAACAGGGUGACACAGGCGCAGAAGGCUGGUAGGUACUCCAUGUCUGAUCAUUGUAAACAAUUUAUGGGUUAUCCACUGCAUGGAGCAGAACUUCUUCACUGACUCAUCUUUUUGCCACUUAGGAGCAGUGUUCCUUCUGGCACUUGUGGGAAUAGUGAUGGCCUUGUAGCCAUUUCUUGGAGAGAACAGGUGUUUAGCGUUUAAUUUGAUUUGUACACGGCGAUGCCGAUGUCCUGCCUUGUUAGGCAGGAUCAGCAGCCCUCCUCUGAUGCUGAAUAGCUGCUUUUCUAUCUUGACUGGGUUUUUUUUUUUUUUCCCCUUUGUGGAGGCUUAACUUCUAGAAAACAACCCUUUACCUUUUCUAAAAAUAAGAAUUUUUUUUGCUGAUUCCCAGUGGGUUUGGAGCUAGGGCUGGGGAAGGACUGGAGGAACUGAAAAUUCCUUCAGGACUUCAAGUAGUAAGUACUACUGCUCUUAAAGAGGUUUUACUUUUAAGUUCAUUUAUGUGCUUUACUACCAUCCAGUUCAAUUAUAGUAAUCAUAGGGGCUCUGUGUGUGUGUGUGUGUGUGUGUGUGUGUGUGUGUGUGUGUGUGAGAGAGAGAGAGAGAGAGAGAGAGAGAGAGAGGCAGGCACCUGGCACUAAGAAAGCCAGCUUGCCAAUAGAGCCAAGGAAAAAGAGUGGUCUAAACAGUUUGGUGUCUAGUGUCUUUGCUUGUGUCGUACUUUUUGUUUGUUUGUGUCUUAAAUUUAAAGGACUGAUGUCUAUUACAGUGUUAAAGGAAAAUGUAACAAACUAAGUGUUUAGGAUAAAAGUGCAAUAACAAAAGAAAUUACUUUACAAACUCCAAUUCUUAUGACCUAUUUUGUGCUACACCAAGUUCUUUUCAUAACAUUGUUACUGCAGGGCCAUACCGUGUGUUUAUUUUUAAGAGACGCGACUGUGGGUUAAGACUUCAUUUAGUGUAAUUUUGAAUGGUCAGGUUUGGUUUUUAUAGACUAUUCUGUAUACAUGUCGGGAUACACCAAACACCACAUGUACUGUAUAAUAAAGGUCACAUUAACGUUUUA